Molecule: messenger RNA, 2101 nt
Organism: Scomber japonicus (chub mackerel)
Lineage: Eukaryota; Metazoa; Chordata; Actinopteri; Scombriformes; Scombridae
Gene: lrrc59
Product: leucine rich repeat containing 59
Exons: 8
Coding region: 124-1098 (324 amino acids)
Molecular function (GO): protein binding
Source: RefSeq, a predicted model, not a curated record
AAAAAACACACACAAGACUCACCAACAUUUCUCAGCCUUCCCACUAACUUUACUCAUAUUUACAAGUUGGACUACUCGUUUUCUACCGCUUCGUAAAACAGUUUCCCCCCACAGAUAUCAAACAUGAGUAAAAGCAGCAAAGUGUUGAACCUGAAGGAUAAAAUCAGCGGUAAUGAAAUGGACCUGAGCUUGUGCAACCUGUCUGAGGUGCCAAUCAGAGAGCUGGCUUUAUUCCCUAAAGCAACUGUGUUAGACUUGUCUUGCAACAACAUCACCUCCCUCCCUCCGGAGUUUUGCAACCUGACCCACUUGAUCAAGGUGGAUCUGAGUAAAAACCAGCUGACCAGUCUGCCAGACGACCUGGGGAAUCUGGUCAACCUUCAACAUCUGGACCUGUACAACAACAAGCUGACUACGCUGCCCGUCAGCUUCUCUCAGCUCCGGAGUCUGAAGUGGCUGGAUCUAAAGGAUAACCCGCUGGAGGCCGGCUUGGCCAAAGCUGCGGGAGACUGUCUGGAUGAGAAGCAGUGCAAACAGUGCUCCUCCAAGGUUCUGCAACACAUGAGAGAAAUUCAGGUGGAGGUUGAUCGCACACGAGAGAAAAGGCUUUUGAGGGAAAAAGAGCUGGAGAAGAAGAGGGAGGCGAAACAAAGGGAGCGGGAGGCCAGAGAGAAGGAGGCUCGGAAACGGGAGAAGGCGGAGGAGAAGGACAAGAGGAGGAAAGAGUACAACGCUCAAAAGGCGGCUUUGGCUGCACAGGAGCAACAGAAGAAGAGGAACGAGGAGAAGAAGAAAAAGAAUGGGCAGGCAGCAGCAGAUAAAAAGGCAGCUGUGAAAUCGGCGCCGACACCUCGACGUUCUCUGAUUGGCCUGAUGUUCAAGCUCCUCUUGCUGCUGCUGCUGGGAUUGGCCGGAGUCGCCGCUGCCUGCCGGCUGACCGACCUGCAGAAGGAAGCCCUGUGUGUGCCAAUCAACGCCGCCGUAGACGACGGCCUAUCCUGGGCCAGAGUGCAGGAGGGUGUGGUCAGACAGCUGGUGCAAAAUCUGUCGACUGCAGCGAAGGAGUUUCUUGAAUCCACGCAAGCGUCUAAGAACUAAAUACUCAUCUGCCUCCAUCGAUACCCAGAGCUUCAGAUUUUCACUCCAAUCUGUAAAUACUGGGAGUUUUUUUUUUUUUAAAUGCUGAAAUCAUGAUUUUCAUUAAGAUGAGUAACCCUGCUUCCCCUCGCCCUGUUUGUGGUGCUGGGAGGUGAAGAGUUUGUACAGAUAGAUGGAGGAUGGACAGAUGUGUAAAAAAAAAAAAACAAAAAAAAAAACUUAAAUUCCUAUGGAAUUGUUGUCGCUCUUGUACCCUCUUUGUACUACAGCCUGUUUUUUAAAAAGUCAUCGUCUUAAAAGCCUGGCGACCAUGUUUUGCACUUUGCGCAGCAGCCAGGCUGUUGUGCAGCUCGGUGCAUCACACGGACCUCGGGUUGAUUUGAGAGAUGCAGUGAAAUGUCAGGUGGCCCUGUCUGUGCUGCACUGGAGCGUCGAGUCACGUGUUCACUGCCAGUCAAGAGUUGUGCAUCAGCCAGUGUGAGACGUGGCAGUCUGAGCAUGUGCAGUGAAGGCUGUGUGAAUGAAUGCCUCCUUCGUCUUUCAAGUCUUAUAACAGUCAAACCAGCUAAAUCUCACACACACACACACACACACACACACACACAUACACAUACACACACACACACACAGAUAUAGCAUGCAAACUAGAGCCCAACUGUUACAUCACAGAUUUUCAUUGUAUGUAAAUGACAAGAAACUGCAGUACAGAGAUGUCUAAGAGAAGUUUUAAGAUAACUUAAAUACAAAGUAAUCAUUAAACAGUCAAAGAUAAAACAUACCCCUCAGCAAAAAUCCUCUAAACUCUGAAAUAAAUUAAUUCAAAAAGUAAAGUAAAAAAUAACGGCUAAUAUAUCGUUACUAAUAUAAACUACUAAUAUUCUGUUUUGGCCUAAAAUAAUCAGCUGGGCUCAAACAUGCAAACUCCAGCUGUACUAACUGUACUAAAAGUUUUAAAGGAUCAUGCCAAGGAUUUGCACAUGUUACACUUUGUGCUGUUAACAUU